Messenger RNA from Annulohypoxylon truncatum, 4917 nucleotides. Its product is annotated as UDP-glucose:glycoprotein glucosyltransferase. Gene Ontology annotation, molecular function: UDP-glucose:glycoprotein glucosyltransferase activity. The transcript has 4 exons. Bases 405 to 4865 code for a protein of 1486 amino acids. Lineage: Eukaryota; Fungi; Ascomycota; Sordariomycetes; Xylariales; Hypoxylaceae. Gene Ontology annotation, cellular component: endoplasmic reticulum. The record is from RefSeq and is a predicted model, not a curated record.
CAUUCCUUUGUUCCCAUUGGCUGUUCUAUAGAAAGUGUAAAUGUUUAGCUGAAUCUAAUUGGCCAAGAUCCAUUUAUUCGUCUAGGUGUUCAAUUGCACCUGGGCAAUUCAUGUCACAGCACUUCUUCAAUUCGUUCACUUACACGGAAGCUUGGAUAAGUUCCCUAUCAAAAGUCCAGACCUACAAAAAGCCACUUUGCAUUUACAAACGACAAACGACGUGGUUUUCACCCGCUAUGACUUCAGAACAACAUCCUUGAACUAGUUUCCAAUCUAUGGUUUUAUAUACUCAUUAGUCCAAAGCUCUGUCGCUUACGAGAGCUUGCGACGGAGCUAUCCUCUCGUCCUUUCGAUUUCGUGUACAGUCACCCGGCAUAUUGCCAUAUAGACGAUACCGAGACACAAUGAUACGGCUUUUUAAGCUGCCAUGUGGCCUUGCUGCCACUCUUUUGGCAGCUAUAUGCUUGAACCCGGAUCAUGUCGUAGCAGGGCCGUCCGUCAAUGUUGCUAUGAGGGCUGCAUUUCCUACACCCCCAUAUCUUGUGGAGCUUUUAGAAACUGCUGCUGGAGAGAAUGCGACAUCUUACUUUCCGCUCCUCGACCGGAUCGCCGACGGCGCCUUCAUAAACUCAAAGACGGACAAGGAACUCUACGAGAAGUUCCUCCAAGUUCUGAAGGAGGAUGGCCAUAUGCAGACCCCUGAGUCCUUGUCCACAUUCAGACUUGCUCUCUCCAUGCGGUCAGCAGCUCCAAGAAUAGAGGCGCAUUAUCAAUACUAUGAUACAGCCGUAGCAUCCUCCCUGGGGGCAGCUAGAGCUGACUGCGCCGAGUGGAUACUCCUAAGUGGAAAGCAGUAUUGUUCAGCUUCACUUACGCAUGCUGAGGGACAGGUUACAGGAGAUUCGCAAUUACGGUCACUCCCGUUUGACCGUUCUUUGGGUACUGGCUCUGAGGCGAUAUUGUAUGCAGAUAUCACUAAGCCUGAGUUCGGCUCUUUCCACAAAUCCCUGGUGGAUAUGGCCCGAAGAGGAGAGGUCACGUAUCGGCUUCGAUAUCGCGUUGAUCAGACCGAAGAACGAGAGCCGCUGCCGGUCAGCGGGUACGGAAUAGAGCUUCAGCUAAAGCGGACAGACUAUAUCGUUAUUGACGAUCGUGACGCCGAAGCUGAGACAAAUUCAGCAGCUAAACCUGCUCCUACUGAGGUUGUGCUCGACGGGGAAGAGGAGGUCACUGACUUAAAGCCACUAUCGAGUUCCGAACUAGCAUCAUUGGGGCUUAAGGCUGGUUCUUUUAUCAUGCAGAGUGAUGAUCCUUUUGAAACUUUGAUCAAAUUAACUCAAGAUUUCCCCAAGUUCUCUGGCUCAAUCGCGGCACACAAUGCUUCAGACGCAUUCGUGAAAGAGCAUCGCCACAACCGAGCCCUAGGAGUCCCAGCCGGAAUGAAUGUCUUUUGGAUGAACGGUGUUCAAUUGAUUGAACGGCAAAUUGACCCCUUUACUCUCGUCGACAGUAUUCGAAGGGAAAGAAAACUUAUCGAGGGUGUUACGGAUCUAGGUCUGACUGGUAAAGAGGCUGUCUCUUUACUUGGAAACCGAGAAGUGACUAUUGCUAAAUCCGAUGAUGAGCCUCGCAGAUUCGAUUGGCGAGAUGAGAUUGAAGAAGGUCGUGUUAUCAUCUGGCUAAACAACAUCGAGAAAGACAAGCGAUAUGCCGAUUACCCUAAAAGUCUUAUGAGCCUCAUGCAAAGGACGUACCCGGGACAGAUCCCUCAGAUCCGCAAAGACAUAUUCAACUUAGUUGCACCAGUUGACUUCAGCAAACCAGAAGAUUUGUCCUUGGUUGUCGAACAGCUCCAAGCAUUCAUCAAGAGACUUCUACCUGUCCGUUUCGGCCUGGUCCCGUUAACACCGACCAAGGAGGCUGAAGAACGAGCAAAAGUGGUCUACUAUCUCCUUGAGAAUUAUGGACUAGCUAGCCUGAUGUCCUAUUUAGAGGCAUGUAGCAAAGGUGGUCAAUCUGAGCAAGCAAGUUUUGACAAGGCUAUCAAAAAUCGAUCUCCAAAGGCCGAGGCAACUCCCCUUCCAUUCAAGGAAAUCCUUGAAUCACAAGAUUAUGUUAAACAUAUUGAACUUGCCAGGCACUGGGUAGAACGACUCAAUGCAGACACGGAAGUGACUCCACUAUUUCUCAAUGGGUUAGCUAUACCACGGCAGGACAAGUGGCUUCAGAUGAUGAGUAUGAGAAUGAGCAAUGAUCUACAGCUAGUCCAACAGGCAAUUUUCAUGGGCUCGAUUAACGACGAAACAUGGAUUCCGGGACUCUUGUUGGAGGAUGCACCAACUCGACGCAACCCCUACAUCUUCCCCGAGGGCGAUAAUACUCUCACUGUCUUAAAUGUCAACAAGCUUUACUCGGAUCAUAAAGAUUUGUUCGAUAAGGUUCCCACUAUUGAAGCGAGUGAAGACACGACCAAGGAGACAUGGGCUACUCUUACCGUCGUCGCCGAUCUAACCUCUCAAGAAGGCCUCCAUCUCUUGUUGUCAGCUUUAUCAUUCCGACGUAACAACCCGGGCGUGCGUCUUGAUAUUAUUAAUAACCCUGUGUCAUCUAGCAAUGCGCACGAAACCAACGUGUUGCUCAAGAAGGAUGUCGCUAAGCUAUUGGAAGUCGAAAAUCUAGAAACCUUAGAAUUACUGCUAUCAGGACCGAUUGAUGUGCGGGAUGACGGAUAUAAUACUGCUCUAUCACGAUUUUUAACGGCUGCCUCCAUAACCCCAGGUUCCCAGCUGCUUAUCCUCAACGGCCGUGUAGUCGGCCCAUUUGCUGCGAAGUCGGCAUUCAAAGAGAGUGACUUUGAGCUGCUACUUGAAUUUGAACAAGGAGCACGAAUACUCCCGGUAUACAGAGCAGUAGAUGCUCUAGGUUUAACAGACAAGAUCUCGGGUCCGCUAGCUGCCGCGAAGCUUACGUCGGUCACGGCUCUAUCUACUAUUUCAGAUCUACCCGAGGGAAUUUUUGAGUCUGCCCCAACUCUAAGGACCACUAUGUAUGAUCAAUGGAACUCAACUCAUACGAUGAUUGAGGUCGGCGACGCCUCUACAGCGAAUAUCCACUUCGUUGCUAUGCUCAAUCCCGCCAGCGAGGUAGGACAGAAGUGGGCUCCUAUACUCAAGGUUCUGUCUCAGCUAGAUGGUGUUUACAUGCGAGUCUUCUUAAAUCCGAUGGAGAAACUUGAAGAACUACCUGUCAAGAGAUUCUACCGAUAUAUACUAGACUCAGCGCCAUCUUUUGACGAUUCGGGAAGAGUCAGGCCUCUGGGUGCUACCUUCAAAGGACUUCCUUCUGAAGCUCUACUCAACCUAGGCAUGGAUGUACCUCCUGCUUGGCUUGUAGCGGCAAAAUACUCUGUUCACGAUUUGGAUAAUCUGAAACUGAGCUCCAUUAAAACGGAUGUGGAUGCUACCUACGAACUCGAGCAUAUUCUUAUUGAAGGUCACUCCCGAGAAACCACGAAUAGUCCACCUCGUGGUGUACAACUAUUACUUGGUACCGAGCGUAAUCCCCAUUUCGAUGACACAAUAAUCAUGUCCAACCUUGGAUACUUCCAAUUUAAGGCCAAUCCUGGUUAUUACAAUAUCCAUCUUAAAGAAGGGAGAAGCUCCGAGAUUUUUGAUAUCAUCAGCGUGGGUGCAAAGGGGUAUAACGCUGUUCCAGGCGACGAGGGUACCGAGGUUGCUCUCAUAGACUUCCAAGGUACGACAUUAUACCCGCGACUUCAGAGGAAGCCUGGGAUGGAACUCGAAGAUGUGCUUGAAGAAGGUGCGGACACUGGCGGAGAUAUCCUCUCCCGCGGCCUUAAGUUUGCCGAAGGAAUUCUCGGCGGGUCAAAGCCCAAGUCGAAGUCUGUCUCAGAUGAAGUGCAUGCCGAGAUCAACAUCUUCUCCGUGGCAAGCGGUCACCUUUACGAGCGCAUGCUGAAUAUCAUGAUGGUAUCUGUCAUGAAGAACACGAAUCACACAGUCAAAAUUUGGUUCAUUGAGCAAUUCUUGUCCCCGUCCUUCAAGGACUUUAUCCCUCACCUUGCUAGAGAGUACGGCUUCAAGUACGAGAUGGUCACGUAUAAAUGGCCGCAUUGGCUUCGCCAGCAAAAAGAGAAGCAACGUGAAAUUUGGGGCUACAAGAUUCUAUUCCUCGAUGUCCUCUUCCCUCUAUCGCUCGACAAGGUCAUAUUCGUCGAUGCGGACCAGAUUGUGAGAACAGAUAUGAUGGAUCUGGUCAAUCUUGAUCUAGAGGGUGCGCCUUACGGCUUCACGCCGAUGUGCGAUUCUCGGACGGAAAUGGAGGGAUUCCGCUUCUGGAAGCAAGGUUACUGGAAGAAUUACCUCCGUGGUAACCCAUACCAUAUUUCGGCUCUCUACGUAGUUGAUCUUCGCCGUUUUAGGCAACUCGCAGCCGGCGACAGGCUCCGACAGCAUUAUCACCAAUUGUCAGCCGACCCGGCUUCUCUCUCUAACCUCGAUCAAGAUUUGCCCAAUCAUAUGCAGUUCGUUAUUCCGAUCCAUAGCUUACCCCAAGAGUGGUUAUGGUGCGAGACCUGGUGCAGCGACGAGAGUCAGAAAGAGGCACGAACCAUCGAUCUAUGCAAUAACCCCCAAACCAAGGAGCCAAAAUUGGAUCGUGCUAGAAGACAAGUGCCGGAGUGGACGGUAUACGAUGACGAGAUCGCGGCCGUAGAUCGACGGCGGAGAGGGUUGGUCACAGAUAGUGACACUCAGAAGGUACUUACGGCCGGUGGCGAAGAGAAGAAUACCAAGAGUAGAACGCUUGAAGAAGAGUCCGAACCAAGGACGAAGGACGAACUAUAGAAGCUUGGGCAUCUUAGUACCUAUAUAGAGUGAAUAAAAUCAUUUUGAUCAA